GUCCCAGAGUCCCAGCGCUGUAGCUGGGAGCCUCCUGGGGCUGAGACAGGCGCAGCUGGUAGCCCAGGCAUGCCGCCUAGCACGGAGUUGACCUCUCUCAGCCGGAGAACAAGGUGGGGAAAGUGAACUCAUGUGAACAGCUGGGGGGUCAGGUAACAGCUGUCGGUGACCUCCUCCCGGGGAUGAGACUGGAUGUGUGUGAAAGUCUGUGGUCACCACCAUGCAGACCUGCAGCCUGUGGGUGAUUCUCUUCUCGUGGACUGCGCUGACCGUUGGUGCUCCCGCUCCUGUCUGUGAUGUGCUCCGAGAGCUGUGGAGGGCCAAAGACCAAUGCCUUGAGGAACUGAAAAAAGAAGAGAGGAACAACUCUGAAAAUGAGCAGCCCAUAUCAGGCUGCCCAGCACUAUGGGACAACAUGAUUUGCUGGCCCUCCUCUUCCACUGGACAGACAGUGAAGGCUGAAUGCCCGAAAUUCCUCCAAAUGGUCACUGGCAAAAAUGGUUCUGUAUUUCGAAACUGUACUCAAGAUGGCUGGUCUGAAACCUUCCUCAGAACGGAUACUGCCUGUGGGUAUGAUGUGAAUGACACCACCAAUGAUGAGCGGCAUUCCUCCUUUUUGAAGCUGAAAGUCGUGUACACUGUGGGCUACAGCACCUCCUUGGUGAUGCUCCUGAUUGCUCUGGGCAUUCUCAUUGCCUUCCGGAAACUCCACUGUACCCGGAACUACAUCCACAUGCACCUGUUUGUAUCCUUCAUCCUGAGGGCCUUGUCCAACCUCAUCAAAGAUGUGGUGCUGUUCUCCUCCAAUGAUGUUGCCCACUGUGAUGACCAUACGGUUGGCUGUAAAACCCUCAUGGUCUUCUUCCAGUAUUGCAUCUUGACCAACUACAGCUGGCUGCUAGUAGAAGGCCUCUAUCUGCAUACUCUUCUGGUCAUCUCCUUCUUCUCAGAAAAGAAGGUUCUCCAAUACUUUAUCAUCUUCGGAUGGGGUUCCCCAGCAGUUUUUGUUAUACCUUGGGCAAUCACUCGGCGCUUUCUGGAAAACAACGGGUGCUGGGACAUUAAUACCAAGCCAUCCAUCUGGUGGAUCAUUCGGGGACCUAUAAGUGUCUCCAUCCUGGUUAACUUCAUCCUUUUUGUGAAUAUUCUAAGGAUUCUAAUGAAAAAGCUCAAAACCCCAGAAAUGAGAGGAAAUGAUAUGAGCCAUUACAAGCGGCUGGCCAAGUCCACCCUUCUGCUCAUCCCCCUAUUUGGUAUCCACUAUAUCAUCUUUGCUCUUUACCCUGAAGAUACCAUGGAGAUAAAGCUGUUUUUUGAGUUGGCACUGGGCUCAUUUCAGGGCUUGGUGGUGGCCAUCCUUUAUUGCUUCCUCAAUGGGGAGGUGCAACUGGAGAUCCAGAGAAAGUGGCGGCAGCGGCACUUGAAUAAUUGGUUUUGGACACGUCCAUCGCUGAGUUCCUCCUUCAGCAGUGGAGCCAGUGGCCUCACCCACCUGACUAAAACCAGCUCAUUGGAGCAGGGCAGAGGAACUGCCUGGAGAGCCAGUGUCAUCUGAGGGACCGGGGGCUAGGAAGAUGGGGAUGGAUUGGUGGGGGGAAUGGAAGCAUCAACAAGCAUUAGAUUGCUCUGGAAAGGUGCAAGGGUCAGUAGGCGUCAAUAGAGAUAGGUUUCUCUGAGAGGUCACCACACUCUAAGAAGCCAUCAAGAUGGCAGAAUACCUUCCAUAGUGACAGUGACAAUUUCCAUGUUCCCAGCCUGGGUACACUUCCUUUUGCUUUUUCCUUUCUUUAAGAGUGCCACUUCCUGAUCUCACUUGAUUACCUCUUUCCCUCAGUUCUUAGUUAGGUUUCUCUGAGAUAGAAGAGGAAUCUCCGAAGCAAAGAAAUUAGAAUUGUCUUGAGCAUGUGCGGAGGAAGAUGGCUGGGAUGGAGGAGAGACUUGAAGACAUGUCAUAGGAAGAAUGAUGGAAGGAUCUGGGUAUUUUCGGGAAAAUAAUUGUUUUCAAAUAUUUGAAGGGCUGUCCCAUGGAAGAGAGAGUAUAUCUGACCAAUGUGUGUGGGUCCAUAGGCAGAACUAAAACCAACUGGUGGAAGUUACAAAUAUACAAAUUUUGGCUCAUUGUAAGAGCUUUUUGGCACAGAUAGCUGUCCAGUAACAGAAUUGGCUGCCUAGUGACAGCUAGAUGACCACUAGACAGAGAUUACAGUAGUGAAAAUUCAUGUACUCAGAAUCAAGUUGGACUGAAUGACCUCUGAGACUCCUUCCCCUCUGGAUUCUGUGAUUUUGUCUGGAGGCAAGGGGAGAGUAAGUUCAGUGGGGAUAGUUGGGACACUAUCCCUUGGUCCCAGUUGGGAUAUUGUAUAUUUGGAAAGGAGAAACUGAAAACCAGCAGGCUGUUACAACGAGGGCUCUAUUUAGUGCUCCACAACUGAAGGGGAAGAGAAGAAAAGGAUGUGUUAAUAAAUCUUGAAAGUGGUAGUGAUUCAUUCUUCAUAGGAAAAAAAGACAUUUUAGGAUACUUGGAGGAAGGAAUUGGGAAUUCCAGGUUUCUUCUUACUCUCUGAGGAAUUUGAACACAAUGGAAAGGCCAGUUCACUUUUACAGACCUCUUUAUCUUUCUCCCCCUCUAUACACAUAGCAGAAGGGUUAGAAAAACCUUUUGAAUCAUGUGAUUCUUCUCCCUAUCCAUUCUCAGCCCUUGCAAAAUAGUGAAAAGAGGUGAACUUAGUCUUUAGCUCUCUUCUGUCUCCUCCCUCUCCUAUACUUUUUUCAAUGUCCCAUGCUACCUUCCUGAGCCACCUACUGUUCUCAUGGUCACCCCACCUCCACACUGUAAUUUACAUGUUUUGUAUUCUGUACCUCACUCUCUCUGGGCUGUCCAAGGUGAUGACUAAUGUAGUAAAUCUAAUAAAAGACAGGUACUGAAGUGGAAAGAGAACUGGACUUUGAUUCAAAGGACAUAGGUUCAAAUCCUUGCUCUGCUACUUAUUAUAAGUAUGUAUGACCUUAAAAAGGUCACUUAACUUCUCCGGUACUCAGUUUUCUCAUAUACAAAAUGUGGAAAUUGGACCAGAAUGGUUUCUAAGCUUUUUUCCAGCUCUAUAUCCUAUGAUCCAAAUAUUAUCCCACCUCCCUUUCUCUGCCGCAUGCUUAAGGAAGAAGGUGAGAAGAGAUUCCUCUCUCCUUCCUUUACCCCCAGGUUUAUGUGUAUGAUUUUUGUGAGGCCAAGGGAGGAGAGAAUGUAUAGAAGGAUGAUGUGGGCAGUGGCUUGAAUGUUAUAGAAGACAAAGGCUGGAAAGAGGCCAUCAGAUUUGAUGAUUCAGAGAUUAUUAGUUAUUACAAAGAGGUGUUUCACUGUAUUUAUACUCACAUAAAUAUAAAAAUGUAUUCAUUUUCAUAGGAGGGAGACAACAUACCUACCUUUCUUGUCUAAGCUUAGAGGAGUGGCUUUAAUGGAUGGGGAUUUUAGGCUAGGUAUAAAAGGAGAGUGGUUUUAAGACUGGUGAGAGAGAUUUGGGAGCAAGAAGGGCUUAUUAUUUCUUAAAACAUACAAUAUGAAUGUAAAUAGAUGCAACCCAUUGCCCAGAAGCUUAAUUCUGGUCUUGCAGUUUGCAGGACUCAGUCCCAGGGGAUGGAGGGGAGGAUGCUUCCCACAAAUCAUUCUUUGGCUCAUGCCCCCAUCCAGUUUCCCCUGAGAAUGUCAGAAUUUGGUUCAUUGUUUCCACCCUACCUAGGGUCAUCCCAGAACAUUAGAAUAUAGGCAUGUCUUUGUCUUUACUGAAAAAGGUAGAAGUACCUCUCAGUUCUCAUAUAAUGAAGCAUCAAUUACAGGACACUUUAUUUCACCCAACACAGAAAUGAGGGCAAGGAAUAGGUUUGCUCCUCCAUGUCAUGGCUCUGUCUCUUGAUGCUCCUUGACUUUGGGUCUUUUUUGGAGCAGGAACUCUUUAUCCUCUUCUCCAGGAAUACUGAUUUAGGAACUCAUUACUCUCCCAAUGCCUCUUUCUGCUGCCAUCUCUGAGGGCCAUUUGGUUUCCAUUCCAGGAGCCCCUUUGCAGCUGCCAUUUGAAUAUGAGGUUCCUUGAGGGUUUGGGGGAAUUGCUUGGCCACGUGGGCUCCCCAUCUACCUACUCUGCAUCUAAGUUCUCAAAAUCAAUAUUUGUUCCCUAGAACUCUCAUAAUUGGAAGAAGACCUUAGAGAUUAUGUACUCUCCUAAUACAUAAUUGUAGAAUGUUCUCAUAGGCAUGAUUAGAGAUGGCAAGACUCAAAAAACAACAAAACUAAAAUUUCAAGAUAAAGGAAAAAGGGCAACAUUACAGAGAGAAAGAGAGAGAGACAAACAGACCCAGGAAAAAAUGCUUGAUGCUGCUCAAGUCAUUUUCUUCCUCCAGAUUUGCAGCCCAUAGGCAUAUUGGAUGUGACCCCCAGAGAUAUAACCGCUUGCCCCAAAUUGAAGCUCUAGGUUUGUACAUGGACCAGCUUCAAUCUUGGCAGGGACAGGGGUUCUUACACACAUGUACUGGAAGGAUCCAAGUUCACUUUGCGUUACUCCUCUUUUCUCUGUGUCUCUCAGCUAUGGUACCUGUCCAUUUCUCCAGAUCUAUUUCUAUUGCCUUUUAGAGCCCAUAUCCAAGAGUAUAGCUCUGACUCACAUGAGUCAUGGCUCAGUUCUCCUCAAUGUAGUAUAAAUGGAUCAAUAAGUCCUGAGGGCCAUGAGUACUCUUUACACCCCGUCGAGGAAAUAGCAUUCAAGUCCCAAAUUUCAUGUCAGUGUUUAUGUGUUAGUGUGUUUCAGAGAGAGACAUCUUCAACCAAGUCCUCAUUCUUCAUCGUGUCAACCUUGACCAAAGCAUUCCUGGUCACGUUGUCUCCACAGGCAUCUCAUAUUAGCCCAGAAGCUCUAAUCUGUGUUUCUCUCCUUCCUUCUUAGAGACUAUAUUCUGAUUGCACUGUAGCCCAUAAAAGUGAAACAAGAACUCUCAGUUAAUCUUCCUGUCACCCUGUCAAAGCCCUACUCAGCAAGUUUUUUAUUAACAGGAGGGAAAAGUUCAUCUCCCUACAAGGCCCAAUGACAUGAGAAGUAGAACCAGAAUUUGAAUACAGGUCCCUUUGACUCAGUCCAGUACUCUUUGCUUCAGUACAUGUGAAUUGUUAGACAUUGUGGUCUUUUAUAGGGUUCUACAACCUAAACAAUACUGCUGACUAGUAACAUUUUCUAAAUUCUCUACUGAGAAUAGCUCAGCUCUUCUGGUCUCUUCAUGGGAUAUCUCUCAAGUUCAAGGUUAGGGAUUGAAAGGAGGUGAGGAGAAGCGUAGAAGUGUACACUUUGGGAAAGUAGGACUGUUUGGGAAGGGCACUAAUAUGACUGGCAGGUUGGGGCCUGGAUUCUAAUUUUAGCCAACACGAAUUUGCUGUGUGACUUUGGACAAAUUGCUUCAACAAUCUGGGUUUCAAUUUCAUUGGUCAAAUUGGGAAAGUAUCUUCUUUCCCUCCGAGAGGGGUUGUAAGGAUCAGAGAGCAUUUUAUUUUAAAA
This is a messenger RNA of Trichosurus vulpecula (common brushtail), 5534 nucleotides long. RefSeq names its product secretin receptor (gene SCTR). Gene Ontology annotation, biological process: cell surface receptor signaling pathway; adenylate cyclase-modulating G protein-coupled receptor signaling pathway; brain development. The record is from RefSeq and is a predicted model, not a curated record. Gene Ontology annotation, cellular component: plasma membrane. Lineage: Eukaryota; Metazoa; Chordata; Mammalia; Diprotodontia; Phalangeridae. Gene Ontology annotation, molecular function: secretin receptor activity; G protein-coupled peptide receptor activity; peptide hormone binding. Bases 221 to 1555 code for a protein of 444 amino acids. The transcript has 13 exons.